AGAAUCGUUAAAUCUAUAUCUUUCAACAAAGAAACAUGAAUAUUAAAAUCGCAGGUAUUUUCAACAUCAUAGCUUUAUUGUUGCUGGUUGCUGGUGCUCUGGCUCCAGGCUGGAUAGUAUUCGAGCUGUCUGGCAAAUCAGUCAAUGUUGGACUCUUUUAUGCAGUCGCAAAUGGAUAUACUUCUAGUUUAGCAUUUAUUGGAUUACUAGAAUUCCAGAUAGAAGUGAUCAUUGGUAUCAUACUGUGCAUAAUUGCCACCAUUCUGAUAUUUAUGUAUGCUAAUAGACAGAAAGCCCACAGCUAUCUAAUGUCUCCUGUUAUUUUGAACCUGAUAGCAGGUGUUAUAACAUGUGUGGCAGUUGGACGAUUUUUACAUGCAGUUUUAAUACUUGAUCGCGGAUACGAUAUGGGAGUACCCUACUCCCUGAUACUUAGUGGUCUGGGUGCAGUCAUGUUGUUCGUUAUCAUGGUCGUUCUUAUUGCAAAGAAAACACAAGACAGUAACCAAACUCAGUCAUCACAAGGAAUUGUCUUGGCAAAUACUUCAAAACCUCAAGUGAAUAUGGGUUAUAGCCAGGAUCCAACACAGCAAUAUGGAAUUCCACCACAAUAUGGUGUAUAAGACACUGAAAAGUAUGCAGGGCCAGUUAUCAAAGCGAUGCAUUGAAUAGCAAUGCGCUGACUAUUAUUUAAGAUUCUGUUUUAAAAUACUAUGGAUUCAUUUAUUUUCGUAGGUACCAAUUUUCGUGGAUUGAGGAAAACUUUCGUGGAUAUCUAAUGUCAGGGUUUUGCCAUUUGUAAUUCGUUGAAAAUAUAAAUUCGUGGUUCAACUGUGCCUACGAAAUCCACAAAAAUUGAAUCCACAGUACUAUAGUACGUAAUUGCAUUUGUACAUAUAUCAUUCACAUUUAAUCAGAUAUGUCUAUGACACGCCAAUGAAAUAGUUUCUGUGAAAUAGAGUACCGAAAGCAUCAGAACAAGACAACUGUCUGUCCAUAUCCAGAAUAACCUCAUUUGAAUCUCAUAUAUAAUAUACUUUUAGAAAAGCUUAUACUUUUUACAGAUUUUUUUGUUUUCUACAAAUAUUAAAUACUGUUAUAUUUUUAUUACCUUUUUUAAUAAAAAUAAAAACCAUUCAAAACUG
Messenger RNA from Mytilus californianus (California mussel), 1145 nucleotides. RefSeq lists its product as uncharacterized. The transcript has 3 exons. The record is from RefSeq and is a predicted model, not a curated record. Lineage: Eukaryota; Metazoa; Mollusca; Bivalvia; Mytilida; Mytilidae. Bases 36 to 623 code for a protein of 195 amino acids.